Carassius gibelio (silver crucian carp) is the source of this 6329-nucleotide messenger RNA. Its product is annotated as period circadian protein homolog 1. Bases 688 to 4905 code for a protein of 1405 amino acids. Gene Ontology annotation, cellular component: cytoplasm; nucleus. Gene Ontology annotation, molecular function: transcription cis-regulatory region binding; transcription corepressor binding. The transcript has 19 exons. The record is from RefSeq and is a predicted model, not a curated record. Lineage: Eukaryota; Metazoa; Chordata; Actinopteri; Cypriniformes; Cyprinidae. Gene Ontology annotation, biological process: entrainment of circadian clock by photoperiod; circadian regulation of gene expression; negative regulation of transcription by RNA polymerase II.
AGAAUUCCCUGAUGCAAGAGAUUUGUGGACAGAUUGGAAAGCACGUGUAUUCGUGUGUGUCUGGUGUCUUGAGGAAACAAAUCUCUAGCGCACAAUAGCAGCGCAAUGUCAGUGGAGUGGACCCAUUACAUUCAGCCGACUUCAUAAGAUCAGUAACACAUUGCGAUACUCUUCCGACGUAUGACGAAUUUAUCGUCUUGUUCAAGAGAAACCGAGCAGUAAGAUCUAUAAGCUGUCCUCUGAGAAAAGAUAGAGUGUCACACAGGCCAAAGAGACGGAGACCAAAUGGCCAGAACCCGACAAGAAGCCUAAUUUCUCAGUGGCUGUUUUUUGCAUAUAUUUUUUUUUCCUUUCACUGUCACUCUCCAUCUGCCUCCGUCGCAGCAGCCAAGUCUGUUUCAUAACAACCAGUUGUGUCUGUUUUUCUGAACUGAACAACGAUUUCUGCAGUUAGCGAAACACUUCCCACUUGCACUACUUGAUUUGAGGUUCCAAGGACAGGGUGGUGAGACACCUGGAAACACCAUGGUUUUUGUUUUUGUUUCAAAUCUGUGAAGAAUAUUUGCACCAAAAUGAUUUCCCACUGUAGUUCAGGCAGUCCAACAUAGUGAACUUCUUCAACUCUGUGUAAUCUAUUGUCAGGUGAAUCCUAUCACCUCGGCAACUGCGUAUUUUUACAGUAUUAUUAUGAGUGAUGUCAACUCAGACUCCGCCCCCAGCAAUGAUACAGACAGAGGAGCAGGAGGGGUCGAGAAAAAGGCAGGGAUUGUAAACCGAUCCUGCAGCAUGAGUGAGAGUUCUCCCUCAUCAAAUCCGGUGAAUAGCGGGACAGGAUCAUCUCCAGGAGGGGUAUCUGAUCCCAAAGGAUCCACAGGUGACAACCAAGGGACGAAUUCCGAUGAUACGGAUGGACUAUCGAGUGGAAAUGACUCUGGGGAGAGGGAAAGUGAGAGAGGGAAUGGAUCCAGAUGCAGACAGUCGAACAGAAGUUAUCAGAGUUUCUCCAGUCAGAAUGGAAAAGACUCCGGCAUGUGUGUGGAGACUACGGAGAGCAACAAGAGCUCAAACUCUCACAGCCCGUCUCCACCCAGCAGCUCUCUGGCUUACAGCCUGUUGAGCGCCAGCUCUGAACAAGACCCGCCAUCCACCAGCGGCUGCAGCAGUAAUCAGUCUGCUCGGGUCCAGACCCAGAAAGAGCUGAUGAGAGCCUUGAAUGAGCUGAAGAUCCGUCUGCCACCGGAGAGAAAGAUGAAGGGACGCUCCAGCACUCUUAACGCCCUCAAAUACGCCCUCAGCUGUGUCAGACAAGUCAAAGCCAAUCAGGAGUAUUAUCACCAGUGGAAUGUUGAGGAGUGUCAUGGCUGUAGUCUGGAUCUCUCCACCUUCACUGUUGAAGAACUGGACAAUAUCACCUCCGAAUACACGCUCAAAAAUACAGACACUUUCUCAAUGGCGGUUUCGUUCCUGUCAGGGAAGGUUGUGUACAUAUCCCCACAGGGUUCAUCUCUUCUGCGCAGUAAGCCAGAGAAGCUGCAUGGAGUUUUGUUUUCUGAGCUUUUGGCCCCCCAGGAUGUGAGCACCUUCUACAGCAACACUGCACCCAGCAAACUACCUCCUUGGGCCUCCUGCAUCGGCUCUGUCUCUCCACCGGCGGACUGCACCCAAGAGAAGUCCAUGUUUUGUCGCAUUAGUGGCGACAUCUCAACCAGUGGCGACGUGAGGUACUACCCGUUCAGACUGACCCCCUACCUGCUCACGCUCCAAGACUCUGAUGCGGCUUACCCUCAACCCUGCUGUUUGCUCAUCGCAGAGAGAGUGCACUCGGGAUAUGAGGCCCCUCGCAUUCCUACAGAUAAGAGGAUAUUCACCACCAGUCACACCCCCAGCUGUCUCUUUCAGGAGGUGGAUGAGCGGGCAGUUGCUCUGUUGGGGUACCUGCCUCAGGACCUUGUGGGAACCCCAGUCCUGCUGUACAUCCAUCCAGAUGACAGACCCAUUAUGGUGGCCAUCCAUAAGAAGAUUCUUCAGUUUGCAGGGCAGCCGUUUGAUCACGCUCCCUUGCGGAUGUGCGCACAAAAUGGAGAGUAUCUGACCAUCGACACCUCUUGGUCCUCCUUCAUUAACCCCUGGAGCAGGAAAGUGGCCUUCAUUGUUGGCCGGCACAAAGUCAGAACCUCUCCACUGAAUGAGGAUGUCUUUACCCUGCCGAGGGGUCCGGAGGAGCGGACCCUGUCCCCAGACAUCGUUCAGCUCAGUGAGCAUAUCCAUAGGCUCCUGGUGCAGCCCGUCCACAGCGGCAGCUCUCAUGGCUAUGGUAGUCUGGCCAGUAAUGGAUCCCACGAGCACCAGCCCAGUGCCGCCUCCUCAUCAGACAGCAGUGGACCAGGUCUAGAGGACCCCUCGCAGCUCCACAAACCUAUGACCUUCCAGCAAAUCUGCAAAGAUGUUCACAUGGUGAAGACCAGCGGACAACAAGUCUUCAUUGAAUCCCGCAACCGACCUCCUCCUAAGAAACAUUCCUCUGCAGCUGUUGUGCAAGCAGUUGAAGCAGCAGAUCUGGGCGGCAGUCUCGGUCCUUGUGCUGCUCCACCCUCGAAGAGCUCUGCACCCUCCAUGAUCGUGCAGAAGGAGCCGCCCACCACCUAUUCUUAUCAGCAAAUCAACUCCUUGGAUAGCAUUGUUAGGUAUCUGGAGAGCUGUAACAUCCCAAAUACGGUGAAGAGGAAGUGUGGCUCUUCCUCCUGCACUGCCUCCUCCACCUCUGAUGAUGACGCUCCAGGCAAUGCUAAAGGUCCGUCUCUGUCUCUGGUAGAGGAGAGUACAUUGUUACCCCCAAUGGCCAUGCACAGUAAAGCUGAAAGUGUAGCCUCGGUCACCUCUCAAUGCAGUUUCAGCAGCACCAUCGUCCAUGUGGGGGACAAGAAACCUCCUGAGUCAGAUAUUGUAAUGGAGGAAGCCUCGCCUACUCCAAAUGCUGCUCAUCCUGCUGCUCAACCCCAAGUUCCUCCCACAACGAUGCCCUCUCUGCCCCCUAGCCCUGCUUUUGAUGCAGGGAGAAGAGGAGGUGCAGGAGGAACCGGGGUAGCUGGAGGAUCCGGAGGAGAAUGUUUGGGUCUCACAAAAGAGGUUCUGUCGGCUCACACACAACAAGAGGAGCAGAACUUCAUGUGUCGCUUCAGAGACUUGAGCAAACUCAGAGUGUUUGACCCGACCUCAGCUGUGCGCCGACAAGCAACUGCACCUUUAGCAAGAGGUGUGCGCUGCUCUCGUGAUUACCCAGCAGCAAGUAGUAGUGGGCGUAGACGUGGUCGAGGAGGCAAAAGACUGAAGCACCAGGAAGCUAAAGAGCAGACAGGGUCUAGUAGCCCAGCUGACCCCCUAAGAGGGGUUCCUUCCCUGGACAGGCCCUUUAAUUCCUCCCUACCCAUGGGUCCUUCAGCCAGCUCCUCCUCCUGGCCCACCUCAGGGUCACAAACGAGUGUUCCCUCUGUCCCAUACCCAUCUGGCAUCCUUCCUUUAUAUCCCAUCUAUCCCCCCCUUUCCCAUUCCAUCUCGGAUCCCAGCACACAAACAGGGCUACGCUUCCCCCUUCAGAACUCACAGAUGGCACCUCCCAUGGUCCACCCGAUGAUGGCGUUUGUGUUACCCAACUACAUGUUCCCACAGCCCAACAUGGGUAUGCCUCAGCCCUUCUACAGCCCAAACCCAGCUUUCCCUUUCCCUGCUGUCAACAUGGCCUCCCUGGCGCCCUGUCAGGUCCCGACCCCUGUCCCACGCGCCCACUCUCGCUCCAGCACGCCUCAGUCUUACAACCAAAGAGAGGCAGUGGCUGAGAGAGAAGGAGCAGAGUCUCCACUCUUUCAGUCCAGAUGCUCCUCACCGUUGAAUCUGCUGCAGCUGGAGGAGUCUCCAAGCAACCGGUUUGAGGUGGCAUCAGGCCUACAGACCACAUCUCCUCUGGUGGGACAAGGAGGUGGAGCAGGAGGACAGGCCUCCUCCAAUCAGAGAGGAUCACAAGUGGACUCAAAAGAGAAAGAAAAUGGUGAAACAAAUGAGUCCAAUCAAGAUGCCAUGUCCACCUCCAGUGAUCUGCUGGACCUGCUGUUACAUGAGGAUUCUCGCUCAGGCACUGGCUCAGCCGCCUCAGGCUCUGGCUCAUCAGGCACAGGCUCCUCUGGGUCGGGUUUAGGAUCUUCAGGAUCAGGAUCCAAUGGCUGCAGCUCUUUGGGAAGUGGAACUAGAUGCAGUCAGAGCAGCCAUACAAGCAAGUACUUUGGCAGUGUGGACUCAUCGGAGAACAGCCACUCCCACAAGCAGACAGCAGGGGGUGAUGGAGAAGCAGAGUUCAUCAAAUGUGUCCUACAAGACCCCAUCUGGCUUCUAAUGGCCAACACAGAUGAAAAGACUAUGAUGACCUACCAGCUGCCCAUCAGAGACCGAGAUUCUGUGUUGAAAGCGGACCGUGCUGCUCUGAGAGCCAUGCAGAAACAGCAGCCUCGCUUCACUGAGGAACAGAAGAGCGAAUUGAGCCAGGUUCACCCUUGGAUCCGCACUGGACGCUUGCCUCGUGCCAUCAACAUUUCUGCAUGUGUGGGCUGUAGGUCCACUCCUUCGGUCCCCUCUGCGGCCCCCUUCGAUGUGGAGAUCCACGAGAUGGAGAUCUGCAGUGUUUUAGAGGUGACAGAAGAGGGCGCCACUGCUGAGAAACACACCCAAGCAGACACAGCAAUGGAGAAGAGCGAGGCUGAGGGAGAAGAAGAGACUUGCAAAGACCGAGAGGUUGAGAACUAUGGGACUAUUAUGUCAUCACAAAUCAAUGACCAAGAAAUGAUGAUAGAAGAACAGGAAGUGACCUCACAGAUCGAGGAGGAAAUGGGUGCCUCACUUACACAGAUGACACACUAAAGACACAAUGAGUCAGUGAGAUUCUGAUGGCACCUUUUGUGUGCUCACUAAAUUAUCCAAGUGUAUUUAUUUCUGUAAAGAAAUGUUCAUUAGCCAGGAAGGCUGACAGAUGAUGAAUGUAAAGCUGAAAUGCUUUGUUGAAAGACUGUGAUUAUCAAAAAUUCUGGAUAUUUUGGUUAUUGCAAAGAAGUUCUGAUCUGUUGGCAGGAAAUCAAGGGUAUGUAGCUUUAGACCACUCUGGGUUUGACCUCGAGACACCACCUGUUCAGUUCCAGUUCUAGUCACCUGCACAAACCCAUUUUUGUGGCAUGCUAAACAACUAUUUCAAAUGUUGUCAAAUGGGUAAUUAUAUUAUACACCAAGGACGAUAACUACAACCAUGACUAUAAAGCUUUAAUCAUCUAAUUCUAUAAGAAUAAGGAAGUCCACACCACAGCUAUAUAACACGAUAACGAUUUGGAAUCACCUUCAGAACAUUUGUUUUCCAGAUCAUGAAUCAAAAUUUAAAGCGCUUGAUCAUUUAAAGCAGCAAAUGACAGAACAGCUUAUAAAUAAACAUUAUCAUCCCUUGGUGUGGCCAUGAAUAUAGUUAUGGUUUUAGUUAUCGUUAUAAGUAUGAACGGACCUUUAAACUCUGUGGUGUUAAGUUGACUUUGGUGUUGUAAGAUGUGCAUUUAGACAGGAGAACAGAUUCACUGCCUUUGAGGACAGUCUAACUGUUUCUCACCUUGUGCUUAUGGAUUUCCCAGAUGUUAUGGAAAUGUUAUUAUAUUUUUUUACAGGUAUAUGCAAAGUGGGAAUUUUUGACCAAAUUUACACACCUUUUUUUUUUUUUUAUCAUUCUGUAUAUUUUUUUUUAUACAUUAUUGGUGCAGAAUUGUUCAUUGUUGAAGCUUGGAUGAAUUGUGUGAAAUGCACUGCAGCUCCACAGAGAGUCUCACUGGUCUGUUACAGUUCACGUUCACCACUUAGAUGGCACUACUGUGACCAUGGCAACGUGGACUUUCCAAGCCCAAGGAAACUUCUUUUAGAAUAGCACUUAAGCGAAGGGAAGCUCCAGAGGUCACGGCCAGAAAAAGCUGCCGCCCGUUAAUGGGUCGAAAAAGUGGAGGCUUUUAAUGGUCUGCAUGUGAACUGUACCGUCAACGAAGGAGUUUUAAAAUUAUAGUUCUCCCAAAAAGAGUUGGUAGUGUAUCUCUUAUUUUCCACAAAAGAAGGAAAGUCAUACGUUUAAAAAAAAACAUGGUGAACAAAUUCGGGCAAUUUGUUAAUUUUAACGAAUGAGUGCUGGCAAACAGUAGAAGGCAUUUUUCCUCAUUUGACCUUUUCUCUGUCAGUUUCAGUCUUCAGGUUGUCCUGGAAAAGUUUGUAAGUAUUUUGUGUAUUUCUUUAUAUAUGAAAAAGAAUAAAAAGAUGAUGGUUCA